Molecule: messenger RNA, 1259 nt
Organism: Aptenodytes forsteri (emperor penguin)
Lineage: Eukaryota; Metazoa; Chordata; Aves; Sphenisciformes; Spheniscidae
Gene: PIGU
Product: phosphatidylinositol glycan anchor biosynthesis class U
Exons: 12
Coding region: 1-1239 (412 amino acids)
Biological process (GO): protein localization to cell surface; attachment of GPI anchor to protein
Cellular component (GO): membrane; GPI-anchor transamidase complex
Source: RefSeq, a predicted model, not a curated record
AUGGUGUGGAGUGGUCCAGCGGGACGGACGGAUUCUAAUGCAGGCGUUUUGUAUGUUUCAGUGGUCGAAGGGUUAGCUCUGCUGGAUUUAGGGGUCUCGCCAUAUUCUGGAGCUAUUUUUCAUGAGACCCCGUUGAUAAUAUAUCUCUUCCACUUCCUGAUUGAAUAUGCUGAAUUGGUGUUCAUGAUAACUGAUGUGCUAACUGCUGUUGCCCUUUACUUGGCCAUUCAGGACUUCAACAAAGUUGUGUUCAAAAAGCAAAAGCUCCUAAUAGAACUGGAUAAAUAUGCACCAGAUGUGGCUGAACUCAUCCGGACGCCCAUGGAAAUGCACUACAUCCCCCUCAAGGUAGCACUAUUCUACCUGUUAAACCCCUACACUGUGAUGUCUUGUGUGGCAAAGUCCACCUGUGCCAUCAACAAUACUGUCAUUGCAUUCUUCAUUUUAGCUACAAUAAAAGGUAGUGCCUUCCUCAGUGCUGUGUUCCUGGCCUUAGCAACAUACCAGUCACUCUACCCUCUCACAUUAUUUGCUCCAGCACUGCUUUACCUUCUACAGCGUCAGUUCAUACCAAUAAAACUGAAAAGUAAAAGCUUCUGGCUCUACACCAUGCAGUAUGCAGCCCUGUACCUGUGCAGCCUAGUGGUGAUCAUCUGCCUCUCCUUCUUCCUCCUCAACUCCUGGGAUUUUAUCCCAUCUGUUUACGGGUUUAUCCUCUCUGUUCCAGAUCUGACACCCAAUAUUGGCCUUUUCUGGUACUUCUUUGCAGAGAUGUUUGAACACUUUAGUCUUUUCUUCGUAUGUGUGUUUCAAAUCAAUGUGUUCUUCUACACCAUUCCCUUGGCAAUAAAGCUAAAGGAACACCCUGUGUUCUUCAUGUUUAUCCAGAUUGCAAUCAUUUCUAUCUUCAAGUCCUAUCCCACUGUGGGAGACAUUGCACUGUACAUGGCCUUCCUUCCAGUCUGGAGCCACCUUUACAGAUUCCUCCGGAACAUCUUCAUCCUGUCAUGUGUGCUCAUUGUCUGCUCCCUCCUGUUCCCCGUUCUAUGGCAUCUAUGGAUUUAUGCAGGAAGUGCCAACUCCAAUUUUUAUUAUGCCAUCACGUUGACUUUCAACAUAGGGCAGAUCCUGCUCAUCUCGGAUUAUUUCUAUGCCUUCCUUCGGCGGGAGUACUACCUCACUCAUGGACUCCAUUUGACAAGGCAAGAUGGGACAGAGGCCAUGCUUGUUUUGAAAUAAGGAUUGUGCCCACCAUUCCC